UUAACUAAUUCUUAAGGGACUUAAGUGAUUUGUUAAUUAUGUCACUUGACGUCAAGCCUUGAAAAUGAGCGCACUACUUCUGGCGCUGUUACUUUUCCACAAAAUCAUACUGAGUGAUCUACAACUGACAUGUCCGCCUAGUGGUGUUAUAUGUGUUUCAAGCACUCAAUACCAGUUGUGCGCAAUCAUAAAUGGCGAAGUUGUUCUAACAACUGGGGUUUCAAACUGUCCAGCUGGAUACGUUUGUGACAGUACUGCACAGUUUACUUGUCAACCCGGUUCUAAUCCUCCACCUACAACUACAACUACAACGACUACUACUACAACUACGACAACGACGACUACAACAGCAGCUCCUACAACGACAACGACGACUACAACAGCAGCUCCUACAACAACACCUCCUGUUGUGUCAACUCCUCCAACGUGUAACCAAACCGCUGUUUAUCCAGGACCACAAUGCAACCAAUACUAUAGUUGCGUGGAAGUUAUGUGGUGGUGGGACUACGUCCUGGAGACUUGUGCCAGUGGCCAAGCCUUCAACCAAGUGAGUGGACAAUGUGAAACUUCAGCCACUUGUGCGUCUACUUAGAAAAUAGAUAACAGUUUUUCUGUAAUAAAUUAUAAAUACCUAAGUAGUGUAAUGUCAGUAAAUUUAUUUGCUUUGUAAUUAUAAAUAUUAAGUCAGUUUUAUAGCACUUAAGAAUAAAUAAAUAAAAAAAUUUAUUAAAGUAUCAA
Zophobas morio is the source of this 738-nucleotide messenger RNA. Its product is annotated as integumentary mucin C.1-like. Gene Ontology annotation, molecular function: chitin binding. The transcript has 4 exons. The record is from RefSeq and is a predicted model, not a curated record. NCBI's taxonomy places the organism in Eukaryota, Metazoa, Arthropoda, Insecta, Coleoptera, Tenebrionidae. Gene Ontology annotation, cellular component: extracellular region. The coding region runs from base 65 to 592 and encodes 175 amino acids.